Molecule: messenger RNA, 7806 nt
Organism: Branchiostoma belcheri (Belcher's lancelet)
Lineage: Eukaryota; Metazoa; Chordata; Leptocardii; Amphioxiformes; Branchiostomatidae
Product: poly [ADP-ribose] polymerase 14-like
Exons: 27
Coding region: 147-7043 (2298 amino acids)
Biological process (GO): negative regulation of gene expression
Cellular component (GO): nucleus; cytoplasm
Molecular function (GO): NAD+ poly-ADP-ribosyltransferase activity; RNA binding; transcription corepressor activity
Source: RefSeq, a predicted model, not a curated record
CGGAAAGUCCCAGCAUCAGGUAUAAAGGUUUCGAUCGGCCAUUUUUGUGCAGUCGUCUCUCCACGUCCACAUAUACCUGAAACAAGGAAGUUUUGGUUAUAAUCAUGGGGUCCGUUUGUAGUUGUUAAGGGAUUUACUGACCAAAUAUGGAUACCUCAGAUGAUCCAGAAGGGUGCAUAGUCGUUGGUGGCCUGCCGGCUAACGUGCCAGCUGGGACUCUGAAGGACAAGUUGAGUAUUCACUUCCAGAGUAGGCGGAAGUCUGGCGGGGGCGACGUCAGGAAAGUGGAGCUGGCAGGCGAUGGACAGACGGCGUACGUUUGGUUUGAAGCUCCAGAAACGGCGCAAAACGUCCUUCAAAAAGAACAGCUCUUUGAAAUCACCGUAGAGGGGGAGAAACGGGAGGUUCCGUUGAAGGUGGAGGCGCGCCGAGCUCCGGACAUCAAACCUGACCAGACCGCCGACGGAGAUGUGGCCAAGGAAUCUACAGGAUCAGAUCACACUAGUGAAGACAAGAAACCGACCGAAACUUCAGAACAAACCAACACAGAAGGAGAAGCGCCCGGGGAACCGGAUUCCGAACGCAGUGAUUCCUUGGACGACUUCGUUGUUCUCGAGAGAGAGGGUAUCGAAGACUUCGACCAAGCGGAGCCGACCGCGGGCUCUCCGGAGAAGUACCCCACCACGGAGACUGAACGGAAACAACUGCUACAGGACGUCCAGCGGGAGCUUGGCUUCGAGAAACCUUCGAUCGUACCUUCAGUCAACCUGUAUGAAGGGAGUACUCCGAAUAACUCUGUCAAGUCCAAGACUGACCCAGACAGCGAGAAGCCGCUGAACAACGCCACGAUGACGGGCAGCUACCUCUCCCGGGACAUCGUACAGUAUCAGGAGGGGGCGCUUCUCAAGGUUCACCGGAAUGUGAUGAACCCCCCUGACGGCGCCACUCCGGAGGAGCAGGAGCCGGAAUCCGGACAAGACGAGCAGGAAGAAGACACGCAGGACGCCGAUAGCAUCGAACCUGAGGAGAUAACAGAUACAGGUACUGACGGAGAGGACUGUACCAUUCUUGUGAAGGGAGUGAAAGAGACCACCGAUGACGACACUCUGAGGGACUUUUUCGAGAGUAAGCGGAUCUCUGACGGCGCGGAGGUCAAGAGUCUGGACAGGAAGGGUGGCGUGGUGACGGUCACGUUCACUGAGGCAGCAGCUGUCAGCGUUGUUCUGAAGAACCGACCCCUUCACCUGGAAGGCGCGGAGCUGGCGGUGUCAGUCCCCGCGGCAGAACGCCCGCGUGAGCCGGCACCUAUCGACCAACGCAGGGUGUUCUUAACGGGACUUCCGCAGGGCACUGACGCAGAGACAGUGUCGAUGUACAUGGAGGCCAGGAGUAGAAGCGAUAUCCAGUCCGUUGAAUUCGGCCUGGAGCCUGGAACCGUCCUCGUCACCUUCGAGGAAGUCAUGCAAGAUAUGGAGUCAGUCAUACGGAAGUGCCAGGGGAAGCCGCUUCGUGGCGCCACACUCUCAGCCGUCCCCGUCUUCAUGACAGACUGGAUCGUUGUGACUAACCUUCCCGAGCAGGCUACCACUCACGAGGACACAGUUUCUCUGUACUUCGAAAGCAAGAGGCGCAGUGGAGGGGGCGAUGUGUCCGAUGUAAAACUUCUCCCAGGAGAGAAAAUGGCGUACGUCCAGUUUGAGGACUACCAAUGUGUUUCUAACGUCGUCAAGCGGGAGCACAAGCUGCAGCAAACCCCGAUACAAGUGCGACCGUUCCAUCCUUGCCUCGGAAUGAAGACGGCAACUGUCAAGCCUAAGUCAAUCAAACUGCCAUCACCAAUCGUGGUUCAGGUGGACCCGACUGUCAUGGAGUACUUGACCAGCGAUGUCGACUCGAUGAAGUCCGUGAAGUCUUCACUUCGCUGCGUCUCCGUAUCCCUGGUGUGGCCGCAUGAGGACGACCGCAGGCUCGCAGCCCUGGCCCCAUCGUUUGCAGACGAAGAAGCAGCACGCGCCAUUGAUGAGCAUGAUUGGUGCCAAGAGGCGCUGAAUACCUUCAAUAAAAUCCUGUUGAGUUUCUCCUCUGAGUCGGUCCAGGUCCCUGCCACUGUAUGGGAUAACGUCUCGGCCAGACUGGCGCACAUUUCCAACCGCGCUGACCCAGACAAAAAAGUGGUGAUGAAGGUAAGUCCCACCGACCAGGCUGUGACGCUCACAGGUCCGAAGGUGUGUGUUUGUCAAGUUGUCCAGGCCAUACGUGACACCAUCUCCAAAGAGGAAGACGAAUAUGCCAAGGUAACAGCAGUUGUCCUCGGUCCACCCAUAGAGAUGAAGCCACUGGAGCUGCAGCAUCUGCUGGAGACAGGGUACAUCGAGGCCAUGACGAAGAAACACCGCGUGGAAGCAGACACAGCCGGGCGUCUAGUUUUCAAGGGAGUUUCUACAGCCAUCAGCGCCGCUACAGUUGAAGUGUACGAGAAACUGAGGAAGAUAUCAACCAACCAGAUGCCGGUGUCAGCAGCCGAGGGCUUCUUACGCUUCGUUACUAGAGACCCGUGGAAGUCGUACAUCAAGCAGUGCAUGAAGGAACAGCGGAUCCAGGCUCACUGGGCCGUGCAGGGGGGGAUGCUCACCGUCGUGGCCGAAUCGGAGGAUGAGUACCUCAAAGCGAUCGACCGAUUCAGGAGCACGGUGACGGAGACGGAAAUGCCUGUCCAUGGUCCGGCCCUGAAGGUCCUCGACUCGGACAAGUGGACCGGUUUCCUCUCUACCAUCCAGGACUCGUUUUCGGGUCUUCUUCAGAUAACUGUCAACAGCGACAAGGAUGGGAAACUCGUGUUGAUCACAGGUCCGUCUGGGAACGUCAACAUGGCGAAAGAGCAGAUCGACCAGUUCUUGAUGAACAACACUGUCCUUGAAAGCUUUGUGGAGAUGCCAGUCGGUGUGGUCGAGUUUCUGCAAAAGAUGAAGAAAGACGUAAUCGGCAAGUUUCAGGAAAGACUCCAGAAGGGCGAGGGCUACAUCACAGCGACUACAGAUGGGGAUGUGGCUGGAUUCACCGUCGUGGGGACCCAGGAUGGCAUACAACAAGCCGUCAAGCAUCUCCAGCAACUACAGAACAACGUUACUCAUCAGGAACUCUCCAUCCAAAACCCAGGGAUGAAGAAAUACUUCUCAGCCGGACAACCAGGAGAAGAAAAGCUGAAGUCUAUUGGUGACGUUUUCAACUGCAUCAUUAAGACACACCAGGAGAAGAAGCCAAACGAUGUUCAUUGUGAGCCCUUGAACCACGUCCUCCUCCCUCACAGCAGGAAGCUGGUCGUGUUUAAGGACGAUCUGACGAAGCACCGCGUCGAUGCCAUCACGAAUGCGGCAAACAAGAAUCUGAAGAAUGGAGGUGGUCUUGCGGAGGCAAUCAUAAAAGCAGGCGGUAAGGAGAUCCAGGAGCACUGCGACCAAAUCAUGAAGGAGGAGCCCAUGGGCUUGAUGGCUGGUGCUGUGCGGGUCACUGGUCCAGGCAAACUGCCGUGCAAGGGUGUUCUCCACGCCGUUGGGCCGAACUUUCAUGAGAUCAAAGACGACAAGCACUCCCGAGAUGAGUUGUUUAAAACAGUCACUAAUGUCCUGACGAUGGCAUCAAGAUAUCGCUUCAGCUCUGUAGCGAUCCCUGCCAUAUCCUCCGGCAUAUUUGGGGGACCGCUAGAUCUCUGCACCAAAACAGUGGUCAGGGCUGCUGGCCUGUACUUCAAGAGGAACAGUGACAGCAACGUCAACGAAGUCCACUUUGUCGGAAUCGACAUGGAUAUCGCCCAGUCGUUCAACAAGGCCUUGCUGGAGACCUUCGAUGAGUACGGAGGAUGGAAUCCCGAUUCGGAGUCACGAGAGAAUAGUCUGGAGUGGGUCGUGCUGCCACCAGAAGCACGGGGACCACCGCCCUGCCCCCCAGAGUAUGGCGAGCACCUGGUCACCCCGGGUUCGUACAGCAUGUUCACCAACCAGGGACUGAAGAUCACGCUCACAAGAGGCAGCAUUUCGGAUCAACAGGCGGACGUUAUCGUCAACACAAUCGGCCCAGACCUAAACCUAAGGACUGGUGCCGUCUCCAAAGCACUCCUGGAUGCAGGUGGACCCAAACUUCAGGUGGAAUGUGACAAGAUCAAGAAAGACCUCGGAAGACUCCCGGCUCACGGAGAAGUUGUGCAAACGUCGGGGGGAAACUUGGGAUGCAAGCAAGUGUACCACGCCGUGUGCUCCUUCUGGGCCCCACAGGACAGCGCAAAGUCUGAAGACGUGCUACGCAAAAUUGUUUCGGCAUGUCUGAAAGGUGCAGACAAGGACAGCAUGCGCACCAUCGCCUUCCCUGCCCUUGGAACGGGCGGCCUGGGUUAUCCUAAGGACGUCGUCGCCCGUCUGAUGUUUGAGGAAAUACUGUCACACAGCAGCAAGAACCCGGCGGGUGACCUGGAGGAGACCAAGUUUGUGAUCUACGAUCAACCGAGCUUUGAAGCCUUCCUGUCCGAGCUUGGUAAGCACACCGAGAUUGGUGCAGGGGCUGCAACCUCAAUGGAGCCAUCAGCACCUGUGACUGCUCCUGACAUAGGAGAGCCUGUCGCGGUCCAGAUGACCCCAGACGGAUCUUUCAAGACCAAAGUGACCAUGCGGGACGUAGUGGUGGAGGUGGAGCAAGGUGACAUCACCAGGGAGAAGGUCGACGCCGUCGUCAACCCCACCCGAGGAGACAUGGACCUGUCACUCGGUAAAGUCUCCCAAGUUCUGAAGAGGAAGGGAGGACCUGUGGUACAAACGGAAUGCGAAAAAUAUGACAAAAACAAGUUGAAGAAAGACGGCGUGGGCAUCACAGCAGCUGGUGGACUGGCUGCCAGGUACAUCCUCCAUCUUGUUGCUCCCGGAUUUGAGACUGAGAAGUGGAAGAAGGCAAUCAUCAACUGCCUAGCCUUCGCAGAAAGUCAUCAGCUGACAAGCUUGGCCUUUCCAGCACUGGGAACCGGACAAAUGGCCAAAGACCCAACAGAGUCAGCCACGAUGAUCAUCGAGGCCAUCGCUGAGUUCGCCCAGAAGAAAAACCCCAAACACCUGAAACGUGUCCGCAUUGUGAUCUUUGACGCAGGCAUGAUAAAACCGUUCCACGACAAGUUGGGGAAGUGUCUGAAAACGUCUUCAUCCUUGUCUCUGAAGAGUUUUGUGUCAGGAGUGAAGAAACUGGUGAAGAAGAUACGUCCGGAUCCAGCCAAGCCGCCGCCUCCAGCACCACCGAAGCCAGUGGUUCUGUUGGACAUCUACGCGGGCAGCAAGGAGGACGUGGAGUCUGCGGUCAACAAGAUCCACGAGACCGCCGACCGGGAGAGCAAAACUCACUACGUCACCGACAAGAACAUCGCACGACUGACAGACGAGGACGUCGCGACUAUCUUGCAGAAGGCGUUAGAGCGAGAUGUCUGCAUGGAGAUCUGCAAUGGCAGGAAGAAGAUUCGCCUAGAGGGUCUUGCUGAGGACAUCCUCGUUCUACAGACCGAAAUCCACCAGAUUCUGGCCCGGGUGAUGAGCGAAGGGAAACAGCGGGAACACGCCCAGCUCAUCGCCGCAGUCAUCAAGUGGGUUUACGUGGAUAACGGCACUGAGGUGGAGUUCGACCGGCUCACCAACCUGAAGAUCGAAAACGCGCUAAACGAGGGGCACACUCGGGUCAGGGUUGACGUUGAUGACGUCGGGGAGUGUAUUGCGCACCUUCAACAAAACGUCUUAGUGACGGUAGAAGAGGGGUAUCGCUACAAGCUUAAGAGGAAAGCUGCGGGUGAUCCAGAAUUCCCGUCUACUUGGACUUCUGUGAAAAGUGACUUCGACAUGGUCAGUGUGGAGGCCAACAGUCCGGAGUACGACGGCAUAGUCAAGGCAUUCAUCAGAUCUGCCGGAGGGAAUGGCAUUGAAAUACAGUCGGUGAAACGCAUCCAGAGCCGCCUGUGCUACACGCAGUACAUGACCACCAAGCGGGAGAAAGAAACGAGCGGCCGGAUCAGUAACGGAAACCCGGAGCGCCGUCUGUACCACGGCACGUCGGCUGAGACGUGUGACAAGAUCGCUCGACACGGCUUCAACCGGGCAUUCUGCAGAUCAGAAAACCUGUUUGGAUCCGGUGUCUACUUUGCGAGCUCAGCCUUCUACGCCCUGCAGGAUUCCUACUCCCGCCCUGACGACCGCGGCUACAAACACGUCUUCGUGGCCAAAGUCCUGACCGGAGACUACUGCAAGGGCGCGCCGAGCCUCGUGGCGGCUCCGCCGAAAACUGAAGACGGCAGCCUCCUGUACGACAGCGUGGUGGAUGACGAGAACAACCCGAACAUCUUCGUGGUGUUCCACGACACCGUGGCGUAUCCCGAGUACCUCAUCACGUUCAAAGAAAAGUCCGACACCCCAGCUGACUGGACCAGGAUGAGGUACGAUACGGCUCUCGCCAUCGAGCCCGUGGAUCCCACAACGGAGGAGUAUCAGCGUGUGUCGCAGUUCUUCACCGUUACCAACACUGGCAACAGAACUAUUGUUAAGAUCGAACGGAUCCAAAGUCGGUUCCUGUGGACAAAGUACCAGGAGCGGAAACAGGUGCUGUCCGCCAUCUUUCCUCCCGAGAUGCAGUUCGAGCGGCAGCUUUUCCACGGGGUUUCUGGGAACAUGUGUGAGGACAUCAGCAUCCAUGGCUUCAACUCUCACAACGGAGGGAAUUACGGCCAGGACUACGGUGUCGGUGUGUACUUCACCGUCAACUCGGCUGACUCGGCACACGACCGUCACGCCCCGGCUGACGGUACGACCGGAGAGCGGCACAUGUACCUGGCGCGGGUCCUGACGGGAGGGUUCUGUCAGGGGGCACCAGGACUGACCCACCCCCGGCCCUGGGACCUGCCGGACGGGACAGGAGACGACGUCUACCUGAGUGCCGUGGACAACACGGAGGAUCCCAAGGUUUUCGUCAUCUUCGACGUCGUCGCUGAGGUUCAGGCUUACCCUGAGUACCUGAUCACGUUUAAAUAAGCGCAUAAUGCAUCAAGAGACACUUCUGUGUCUUGCGUCGCUUACGCUGCAUUUUUCUGGCUUCAUACAAUUGAAAGAGAAAUACUAUUAUUUCUAGCAAAUAUGUCUAUAUGUACCUGUAAACCUGUAAAUGAAGGAAGGUUCAAAUAUUUGAGACCAAAUUUAAUUGGUAUUUGCUGUGGCACAUUUUGUUGAUUACAAUAGAAUUAACGGCUAUUUGUCAAAGACAAGGAGUUGCAGGUAAUGCUUUUCAAGUAUAUCCAAGAUAUAAAGUCUGUACUACACUAGUGCACAGUGAUUGCCUUACUAACUCAAGUAUCGGUAAUGGAGAAAGAAUACACGAAAUCGGCGUAGUGAAAACAUUUAUCGAGAAACUAGUAAUUACCAACCAGACGAAAAGUCGUUGCUUUUACAUUAUUGUCUGACUGUUGAAGUUUAAAUCACUAUCCAUAUUCCUGGAUGGGCAGUUUGCUUUACCACUUACUAUGACUAACAUGUCCCUAUCACAUUCUUCUUAUAUAAUAGAUUAUAACAAUUAUGUACAUUGACAACUGGAAUACCGAUUGGUCGAUAUUCUUUACAUAUACAUUUCUAUAAUGGUGGUCAACACCUUGUAUCUUUACGUUUCUAUAGCAAUAGUUGAAUCAAUGGAUGUUAUUUCCAGACACGCUGUUAACGAUGGAAUGGCUUAAGGCACAGAUUAUGAAUAACCAAGAAUGGAAAUUGCUUGUGUUUAUCUGAUAAAAAGCUUGGAUUGAUCGAC